AUGACCUCUGCCAUCACCAGCUGUGAGCCUUCGCAAGCCUUGCAGAGAGAAGACAAUGUGCUCAACUGUCACACUGAGGGCCCAAACAGGAAGAAGGGGGGGCAGUCCAGGAGCCCCAGCAGCAACAACCUGGUCUAUAGCAUCUUGGAGGUCCCACCAUGGUAUCUCUGCAUCCUCAUGGGAAUCCAGCACUUCCUCACGGCCCUGGGGGGGCUCGUGUCAGUGCCACUCAUCCUGGCCAAGGACCUGUGUCUGCAGCAUGACCCCCUGACUCAGAGCUACCUCAUCAGCACAAUUUUCUUCGUCUCUGGCUUCUGCACUCUCCUGCAAGUGUUUUUUGGAGUCAGGCUGCCCAUUCUCCAGGGAGGGACAUUUGCUUUUGUGGCACCCUCUCUGGCCAUGCUCUCCCUCCCCACUUGGAAGUGCCCACCGUGGACACUCAAUGCCAGCCUGGUGAACACCAGCUCUCCUGAAUUCACUGAAGAAUGGCAGAAGAGAAUCCGAGAGUUGCAGGGCGCUAUCAUGGUCGCUUCCUGCGUCCAGAUGCUGGUGGGAUUCUCAGGCCUCAUUGGGUUUCUCAUGCGCUACAUUGGCCCCUUGACCAUUGCUCCGACCAUCUCCCUGGUGGCCUUGCCUCUCUUUGAUUCUGCGGGCAACAAUGCUGGGAUCCACUGGGGCAUUGCCGCCAUGACCAUCUUCCUCAUCGUGCUGUUUUCUCAGUACCUGAAAAAUGUCGCUGUGCCCAUGCCCAUUUACAGAGGACAGAAGAAGUGCCGCGUGUCUAAGUUCUACCUGUUUCAGGUCUUCCCGGUGCUGCUGGCGCUCUGCAUCUCGUGGCUUCUCUGCUUCGUGCUCACAGUCACCAAUACCCUCCCCACGGCCCCCACGGCCUACGGGCACCUGGCCCGCACCGACACCAAAGGCGAUGUCCUGAGCCGGGCUCCUUGGUUUCGCUUCCCUUACCCAGGACAGUGGGGCCUCCCCACCAUCAGCCUGGCUGGGGUCUUUGGGAUCAUUGCCGGGGUUAUCUCCUCCAUGGUGGAGUCGGUAGGCGAUUACUACGCCUGCGCGCGGCUGGUGGGCGCCCCACCCCCUCCGAGGCACGCGGUCAACCGAGGCAUCGGCAUCGAGGGUCUUGGCUGUCUGCUGGCAGGGGCCUGGGGGACCGGGAACGGGACCACGUCCUACAGCGAGAAUGUCGGGGCGCUGGGUAUCACCAGGGUGGGGAGCCGGACGGUGAUGGUCGCUGCCGGCUGCGUGCUUCUCCUGAUGGGCGUAUUUGGGAAGAUCGGGGCUGCCUUUGCCACCAUUCCAACCCCUGUGAUCGGAGGCAUGUUCCUGGUGAUGUUUGGUGUCAUCACUGCCGUGGGGAUUUCCAAUCUGCAGUACGUGGACAUGAACUCAUCCAGGAACCUCUUUAUCUUUGGCUUCUCCAUCUACUGUGGUCUCGCCAUUCCCAACUGGGUGAACCAGAACUCUGAGAAGCUCCAGACAGGGAUUCUCCAACUGGACCAGGUCAUCCAGGUCCUGCUGACCACGGGCAUGUUUGUCGGUGGAUUCCUGGGCUUUUUCCUGGACAACACCAUCCCCGGAAGCCUGGAGGAGAGAGGCCUCCUGGUGUGGAAUCAAAUCCAGGAGGAGUCUGAGGAGACUGCGAGGGCCUUGGAGGUGUACUGCCUCCCCUGUGGGAUUGGCUCCACGUCCUGCACGUCCUCCUGCGCCCAGCGUCUCCCCUUCUGGCCCACGGGGGAAGCUGGGAGAGGUGUCAGGACUGCAGCGUUAACUCCUGCCCGAGUUUCCAGCUGGCUGGUCCGCCCCGCAGGUUUCAGAUUUGCAGUCUCCACGAUUGUGUGA
Molecule: messenger RNA, 1854 nt
Organism: Puma concolor (puma)
Lineage: Eukaryota; Metazoa; Chordata; Mammalia; Carnivora; Felidae
Product: solute carrier family 23 member 1-like
Biological process (GO): transmembrane transport
Cellular component (GO): membrane
Molecular function (GO): transmembrane transporter activity
Source: RefSeq, a predicted model, not a curated record